Messenger RNA from Indicator indicator, 636 nucleotides. It is a transcript of the gene DPCD, whose product is annotated as deleted in primary ciliary dyskinesia homolog (mouse). The transcript is spliced from 6 exons. The coding region runs from base 1 to 612 and encodes 203 amino acids. The record is from RefSeq and is a predicted model, not a curated record. NCBI's taxonomy places the organism in Eukaryota, Metazoa, Chordata, Aves, Piciformes, Indicatoridae.
AUGGCCGUGCCGAGCUGGCUGGAGAGGCUGCGGGCUGCCAGCAAGACAGCGCUGGUCCAGGACGGGAUACGGAAGAUCCACUACCUGUUCGAGGAUGGGAAGGAGAUGGCUGAAGAGUACGAUGUGAAGACCGGUGUGUUAGUGAGUAGAAAAUGGCGAGAGAAGAACACUCUUGGGGGCUCUGGCAAGUGGCAGGUUGAAGUGGGAGAGCCAAUCUCACCGCUCCUGGGAGCACUGGAAUCAGAGCUCAUAAAGGAAAGCAGCUCCAAUCCUGUCUUCAUGAGGAAGGAUACCCUGAGCAGCUUCCAGUGGCGGAUCCGUAACCUGCCCUACCCCAAGGAGGUCUACAGCGUCUCUGUCGAGCAGGAGCAGCGCUGCUGUGUCAUCCGGACCACCAACAAGAAGUACUACAAAAAGUUCUCUAUUCCUGACCUGGAUCGCUACCAGCUCCCCUUGGACGCAGCUGCUCUCAGCUUCACCCAUGCCAACAACACCCUGAUCAUCACGUACCAGAAACCAAAGGAGAUCCUGGCUGCAGAAGAGCAGCUGCAGAAGGAGCUGAAGAAGAUAAAGGUAGCUAACAGUGGGGAUGGCGACUGCAAGACCCAGUAGGCAGUAGCUGCCAAGAGGCUGAGG